Molecule: messenger RNA, 745 nt
Organism: Rosa chinensis
Lineage: Eukaryota; Viridiplantae; Streptophyta; Magnoliopsida; Rosales; Rosaceae
Exons: 2
Coding region: 134-622 (162 amino acids)
Source: RefSeq, a predicted model, not a curated record
CAGCUCCAACCCCUUUGUCUUUUUCUUAUAAAAACUAGAAGCCAAACCAUAUUAGGAACCUUUUGAUAAGCCUAGUGCUCUGCAUUCAUUUUGAGGAUAGAACAAUAGAAGUGAUCAGGACUCGGAUAAAACCAUGGCAUCAGAGGCCAGAAGUGAGAAAUGGCGCGGAUCAGUUGGAGGAAUUGUUGAAGCUCCCAUAGAAAAAGUCUGGUGCAUGGUGUCACAAACCAAAAGACUAGCAGAAUGGAUGCCAAUGGUUGAGCGCUGCACUGAUUUAGCCGGAGAGGAAGGUGUUCCUGGUUAUGUUCGACUAGUCUCGGGAUUCAUGUUCCCCCAAGAAGAUGGAGGAAGGUCAUGGAUCAAAGAGAAGCUGGUGUCCAUAAAUUCUUCACAACAUAUAUAUGUUUACAAAUUGGAGGCAAGCAAUGUAGGCUUAGAUGGGUCUGUCAAUUCAGUCAAGCUUGUAGAUUAUGGAAAUGAUUCGACACUAGUUGAUUGGUCAUAUGAGCUAAACCCCUUACAAGGUAUAUGUGAGGAUAGCAUUAUAGACUAUCUGGGAUUUCUAUACAAAUCUUGUAUUAACAGGAUUGAGGGUGCUAUAGAAGCAUCCAGCAAGGUCUGAUCGAUCAGUAGCAGGGUCACAGUUUAUCUAAUCAAGUACCUGGUAAAGUACUAGUACUACUUUCUGUUACUCUAUCUUAUCUUAAUGGUUAUUACUAUAUGGAAAAUUUGAGUUGUUGCUCCA